Messenger RNA from Cottoperca gobio, 667 nucleotides. It is a transcript of the gene mrpl35, whose product is annotated as mitochondrial ribosomal protein L35. The transcript has 4 exons. Gene Ontology annotation, biological process: translation. Gene Ontology annotation, molecular function: structural constituent of ribosome. The coding region runs from base 35 to 565 and encodes 176 amino acids. Gene Ontology annotation, cellular component: mitochondrion; ribosome. The record is from RefSeq and is a predicted model, not a curated record. Lineage: Eukaryota; Metazoa; Chordata; Actinopteri; Perciformes; Bovichtidae.
GCAGGACUCCGUACUUACGCCAGUAGGAGAAAACAUGGCGGCCGCCUUGGCAAGGAGGGUGUCUGGGCUGCUUAGGCCGCUGUCUGUCUCUGUGUGUGCCAAGACACCACAGCUCUGUCAGCUCUCCAGCCUCAUCCAGGCUCCACCUCACUUCAGCUCUGCUGCUGCCGCUGUCCGCGCUCCUCUGCGGGCUGCUGUCUGUCUGACACCCCGGUACAACAUCCUGCAACGGGUGUCGGCACUUAUUCCCAGUCUGACUCAACAGCCAAGCAGAAGUCUGACGUAUGUCAGUCUGAAGAAGGGGAAGAAGAAGAGUGUGAAAUCUGUGACAGAAAGAUUCAUGAGGCUGCAUUGUGGCCUUUGGAUCAGACGCAAGGCUGGAUACAAGAAGAAACUGUGGAAGAAGAAGCCUGUCAGACGAAGGCGCCUGAGGGAACAUGUAAUCUGUAACAAAACACAGAGCAAGCUUAUGGAUAAAAUGACAACCACUUUUUGGAAAAGGAGGAACUGGUUUCUUAAUGAUCCGUACCUGAAGUACCACGAUCGGGUCAACCUAAGAACUUGAUGAUUCAUGUUGUGACAUCUUGUUUUCUGUUCGAGUUUUCUGUUAUAUAUGUAAUAAAAUCAUGAUUGUUAAAUCAAAUAAAAUUGUAUUUAUAUAGCCCAA